CCCUACGCAUCCCAGAAAUGUUGACUCCUCAUCUAUAGUGCAGCGGCGACUCAAAUCGUGUGAUUUUGGACGGCGACCUCUUCAUUCUAUAAUCCGGCGAUGUCGUCGCUCUGGCAGACUCCGGCACCUCUUUGCACUUUCGCCAACCGCCGCCGUGGUCGAAGAUCGGUAACUGGUCGUCGCGCACAUCUGAAGGCGCUGCUGCGUGUCCAGAUUUCAUUCACUCGUCUGUACGGCCUCUGCCUUAAAACGCCGCCGCCGUCGGGAUUGCAGGCUGUCACCGAAGCCGGAUUCUGUCCACGAUUUUCGUCGAUGUUGGGUCAUGAAAUCGGCGAGGUUCGCUGUUCGCCUUCUGAUUCGACGGUUUGCACAUUGAAGAGGAUGUUGAAGAAAGUAGGAGCCUUCGCCAAGGAUCCCAUACUAGAUAUGCUAAUACAGUAUGCGGUGUUUUUGAGCUCGAUGCUUGUGCUCGAAUUGUGUUAUGCUAAUACAAAGUAUUGGAUUUAUAUAAUAUUUGUUUUCUAUUCAGAAAAUUAGUAUUUUUAUUCAACA
Molecule: messenger RNA, 552 nt
Organism: Salvia miltiorrhiza (redroot sage)
Lineage: Eukaryota; Viridiplantae; Streptophyta; Magnoliopsida; Lamiales; Lamiaceae
Exons: 2
Coding region: 100-537 (145 amino acids)
Source: RefSeq, a predicted model, not a curated record